Molecule: messenger RNA, 2928 nt
Organism: Peniophora sp. CBMAI 1063
Lineage: Eukaryota; Fungi; Basidiomycota; Agaricomycetes; Russulales; Peniophoraceae
Source: the annotation of a GenBank genome assembly
AUGACUCGCGCGUCUGGAUCGAAGAAGGCUGUGGGCGCGUCGACCUUGCCGCAGGGCGGCUCGAUAUCCGACUGGUUCAAGAAGCCGUCCGUGACCACCUCGUCGAAUUCAUCUACCACUACCGGUCUGCGGCCCGCCACGGCGCGCCCCAGGAAGGAGAAAGGGCGUCCUGCUGAGCGCGCCUCGCCUCGCCUCGCACGCAGGCCUGACCACGACUCGGCUUCGACGUCUACACACCCUAAUAAAAAGCUGGCCGUCUACGUCUCGCUUCCUAGUAGGAGCACCUCCUCGACCAGAAUGUCCAGCCCUCCGCCGCAAGACGACCCGGAUGCCCUACCUAUGCCGUUGCUCCGCCCUCGCUUCAAUAGUUCAGCCUCGGCGUUGUCUGACCUCACAUCUCUACAUGAAUCUAUUCAAGACUCUUCAGAGCUUGACCCUCUGACCUCGACCGAGGACGAACGCGGACCUAGCCCGAUCCCCGAACCCCCGACUGUCACUCGCCGUACUGCGAGGAAACGGAAAGGUGCCGAGUUACCCGUUACCCCCACACCUACGAAGAAAAGGACAGGUAGAUUACCGUCCUCGGCCAAGAAGCGCCGUCUCACCUCCCCACCUGCCGACGACGACAAUAUGCCAGUCCUCCCUAGCUCGCAGAGUGACGAAUUGGAGAUCUCACUUGGCGGAGCGAUGGAUGUUGACCAGAUGGCCGAUGUCGAUCCAUGGCACAUCGACGACGAGGAGAUGGCUGACCCCUCGUCAUCCGUCCACGCGCCUGCGUCUUCGCCUCAUUCACAACGCACCCCGAAUCGAGCUCAGUCGAGACAUCAGUCGCAAGCAUCGUCACCGCUGAUGACACUGUCUCCCAAGUCAAAGACGGCGAAGGUGUUGGCAGAGGCGAAGGCGGAAGCGCGCAGACAAGUCGACGCUGAUGCUGCGCGACGAGCGGCGUUGGCCGCGCAAAUGAUAGACUCUGACGAGGAGCUCAAUCGCGAUGUUCCAGACGUGCUUCCGGAGAGCGAUAGCGAGGAUGAGCUGGAAGGGUUCUUUACGCUGAAGAAGGGGAAAGGAAAGGGGAAAGCCUCGACUAGAGACUCUUCCCCGUCGCUCAGCUCGCCCAUGGUCACCAGCUCGCCUCUUCUUACUCAACGCCCGAUGCGCGAACGUAAGCAGGCUACACGCCGUCCCGCAGUACUUGCGGCCGAAAGCAAAGCUGCCGAGCGUCGCAAGAAGUCCCCGAAUCCCAUCGAUAAAUUCCUGCGCGAAAAGAACGCCGCUGAACGUAAAGGCACGGGUGAAAGUGCCUUCCUCAAGGCCGAGUUGCGUGAAUCGUCCGCGGAGACCGAAGCGAACAUGGGGGACUUCGAGGCAGCCGCACGUCAUGCGCAGGAAGGUAUCGAACGCGCCUACUCCGGUGCAGCCUAUCAGGAAGACGACCCGCACGAGUUCAAUCUCGACAAGAGCAAGAAGAGUGCGAUGAAGCUGCUUGGCGCUGAAGGUGGUAAGGCGACGUUCGACAUCAUCGAAGCCGACCAAUUGGCUGGGCCGGAUGAGGGAAGAAGUUCGAGACCGGUGGAGAUCUGGGCUCGCGCACUGGGCGGUGAAGUCGAAGAGGAUAUGGAUGUUGAUAUGACUUCGACGCCGUUUCCGGUCUGGGAGCCAUUCGAAGGCGAAAGCAAGAGCAUGGUCAUGCUUCGAGAGGCCUGGAUCAACGACGUAUAUCCUCGGGCUAUCAACUUCAUCAGCGCGUCACUGUUGGACCCGCGAGUCCUCAAGGCGAGCCUUCCUGUGCUGCGCUCGCUCGCUCAACUCGCUCUUUCCAUUCGCCCCGAUGAAGCUCCGGUGAGGGCAUACCGUGCUCUCAAUGAUAUGGCGAGGAAAGUGCCCAAGGGCCAGGUCAUACCUUUCCCCGCAGCGCUCAUUGCCCAGACAAUGGCUGGUCUUGGUCUCAAGGCUGAGCUUGUCGCGAAGAUUUGGCCGGAGGCGCUGGCUUCGCAACCUACUGGCGCGAAGACGAGCGAGGACCGGCAGAAGAUCCUGCGCCGCAUGCUCACCCUCGUGAAGAACUAUGUCGUCGAGGGCGGUGUUAUCCCCAACGACGAGAUCCCCAGUAUCGUCAUGGCUUUCAUCUUCAUUGCGAACGACGUAGAGACCGGCUUGGACUUACGGAUCACCGCUACGUCCACCAUUGACGCCGUUCUUAGCCGCCUGUCGAACGACCGUGAUGAGAGUCACAAGACUGAGGCUUUUAUCGCGCGUGAGAUAUGGCUAUAUACGUCGUCACUGGCGCCACCGUAUCAGCAUACCAUCAUCAACACAUUUGCUCUCUCCAAUCGACCCAGCAUCCGCAUCUGUCGACGUGUUGCCUUUCAUCUUCUGCUCCAAACGCCGCCACCGAGUGAACCGGAUGAAUACCUCGCUCUGCCUUCUCUGGACCCCAUCAUCACACUUCUCUGGCGCGCGCACGAUGGUCCCUUCGCUAUCACAGCCGAGACAAACUACUACGACCUUGAAGCACGCGCGGAAGUACUGAACCGGAUGCUUGUUGGCGUGGAAGAGUAUGUUAUACUGGAGACCAAGAAGUCUGGUCUGUUGAGCAGCACAGACGCGAUGGUGCACGAGAACGGAGCGCCGCUUGAGCAGCUGGAAGUCGCGCUGAAGCAUUUGUACGGGAAGAUCAAUGACACUGGAGCGGCGCAUCUCGAUCGCUCGUCGGCCAAGAGCUGGAUCCAGAUGGUCCAGCUGCGGGUGCACUAUCAGCGCGAAGGGCUCAAGGAUGCGCUUUCAGGUGGGAGAAGGAGGGGGCCGCGGAAGAUUACGGACUUUGCGAUUGCUUCGUCGUCGAAGAACACUAGCGCGGCCGUGAGCAGGGAGGCAAGUACUGGUCCAAGCGGCAGCGCUGGUGUUGAUGGGAUGAUAAUUGGGGCUUGA